Paraphaeosphaeria sporulosa is the source of this 1007-nucleotide messenger RNA. RefSeq lists its product as uncharacterized. The record is from RefSeq and is a predicted model, not a curated record. The coding region runs from base 51 to 1007 and encodes 318 amino acids. NCBI's taxonomy places the organism in Eukaryota, Fungi, Ascomycota, Dothideomycetes, Pleosporales, Didymosphaeriaceae. The transcript is spliced from 4 exons.
GCACCACCAAUCCCGCGGCAGCACCCGCACCUCACCUUCGCAGCCCCGUAAUGCCUCGAACUCUAAAACCGCAUGCGAUACCUCGAACGAAACAUUACAAAGACCACCUGCCAAACUGCGAAACGUGUGGGAAGAAGCCGGGGCGGAAAUCUGUUCAACUUGGGUGUAGCAAUUGCCGAAAAUUACUUUGCAUAAAUUGCCGUACUCAGCCUGUGAGCUCCAAGGAUAACGCUCUACGACAAGGUGCCCCACCCUCAGCUGCUACGCAACCCGCGCGAGCGGCUGAGAAUUUCUCCCCGCGCGAAGACGGCGGGGCCAGAGUCCUUCGACAAGUUGGCGAAAGGGUACGCAGAGCUAUCUCAGAUGCGGAAGUGGACAGUCCGGUGCUCGCUAUUACUGACGAACAACUGCACGAGAUGAGACGCUCAGGGCAGAAGCUCCCAGCUCGCGUCAGCUGGGUGCUUGUUCCAACAAGACCUGGGCGGAAGAUUGACGAUACUUUCGAAGUGUUCCAAUCCCAAUGCAAGAGAUGGGACACCACUAUUGAGUAUCAACAAUACACUCAGUCAUCAGGAAAUAGCAAAGAAGAGGACGAUCUCACUGGUUUCAUGCUAUUGGAAGACUUCUUCGCCCGGGUGACUGAGCGAGGACAGCAUACCGAGCUGCAGCGCAUUGAAGCCGAGGGGAAGGAUCCGGUAAACGUUCUAAGUCUAUCUGCCGAGAUUACUGGUUCAGCUUUCCGUGAGCCGGAAGCCAUCACGACGCUCCGAUACCGCCUCUUAUCCGUUCUUUCGAAGCGGUCCAUCGGCCACAGCACGGAGACCGGUGUCGGUAAACUAAGCGUCCAACCGGUCCGAUUGGUGGAUCAGGAAGCGUGUCUCAAAUUCCUCCUGUACGGAGAGAGGGGAUCAUUUGCUGGGUAUCCACAUGGAUGUGCUCAACGGAACUUGGGUCCAGUGCAAGACCGGGCCGAAAUUGUGGCUGGUUUAUUGUGGUCCAUGGGAUGA